AUGCGCUUGACUGUUGAGCUCCUCCAGAACUCUCUAUCAUACAUUAAUCCGCUCAAGGACCGUGAGCUGGAUCUCCGAGGGCACAAGAUCCCCGCAAUCGAGAACCUAGGUGUUGCCAAGCACCAAGAUGCAAUUGACUUCACGGACAACGACCUUUCAUCGCUUGGCAACUUCCCUUUCUUUCCUCGACUUCACACCCUCCUUCUCGCGCGCAACAGAAUAAAUCACAUUCAAUCGACUCUGGCUUCGUCUCUGCCGAAUUUGACAACCCUUAUCUUGACCUCAAAUAACUUGUCCGAGCUCGCGGACCUCGACCCUCUAAAGGCAUUGACGAAGUUGACACAUUUGAGCCUACUUGAGAAUCCUAUCACCCGGAAAGAGCACUACCGAUACUGGGUUAUCUGGCUUCUCCCAUCCGUUCGUUUCUUCGACUACCAAAAAGUGAAGGACGCAGAGCGCGCCCAAGCUAAGGAACUUUUCGGCACCACCGAAGAACCAUCUUCUCUUGCAUCCAAGAUCAUGGGCAUCAAAUCCCGAACCUUCGACGUCUCCGCCACCGCAGACCGCGCCCCGGCAGACAAAGCCAUCCGAGUUAAAUUGACCGCUGCCGAGCGAAAGCGCGUGGAACAAAUGAUCCGGGAGGCAAAGAGUCUGCAGGAAAUCACAAGACUGGAGAGGAGUUGA
This is a messenger RNA of Penicillium maclennaniae, 684 nucleotides long. RefSeq names its product U2 snRNP complex subunit LEA1 (gene lea1). The record is from RefSeq and is a predicted model, not a curated record. Lineage: Eukaryota; Fungi; Ascomycota; Eurotiomycetes; Eurotiales; Aspergillaceae. Gene Ontology annotation, molecular function: protein binding; U2 snRNA binding. Gene Ontology annotation, cellular component: U2 snRNP. Gene Ontology annotation, biological process: mRNA splicing, via spliceosome. The transcript has 4 exons. The coding region runs from base 1 to 684 and encodes 227 amino acids.